This is a messenger RNA of Lodderomyces theae, 1653 nucleotides long. RefSeq lists its product as uncharacterized. The record is from RefSeq and is a predicted model, not a curated record. The coding region runs from base 1 to 1653 and encodes 550 amino acids. The transcript has a single exon. Gene Ontology annotation, biological process: transmembrane transport. Gene Ontology annotation, molecular function: transmembrane transporter activity. NCBI's taxonomy places the organism in Eukaryota, Fungi, Ascomycota, Pichiomycetes, Serinales, Debaryomycetaceae.
AUGUCAAGUAAAGAAGCAGCAGCCUCAGCCUAUGAGCAUGGGCAAGAGCAUAAACAAGAGCUUAAGCAAGAUGCUUUGACUACUGCAAGAGUGUCACAGGACAUUCCCUCCAAAGAUGAAGAAUUGGCCGGUCUUACAGAAGAAGAAAAGUACUACGGAGACUCUAGCACUUCACUGGAGUUUGACAUGGUUGAUUUAGAAGCCAACGAUGAAAUUUUGCAUGCUAAGAUGAAGCUCAUCAAUGACGCCAUUGAUGAGAUUGGAUUCACUCCGUACCACUUGAAAUUGUUUUUCUUGAAUGGUAUGGGAUACUGGACUGAUAAUCAGUUGAAUUUCUUGGAAAGUACCGUACGUCAAUUCAUCAACUACCAAUUUGGAUACAAGUUCCCCGUCACUGGUGAAACGUAUGCCGGUGGUAUGAUUUUGGGAGCGUUGGUUUGGGGAUUUGGUGCCGAUUUAAUUGGUAGGAAAUUGGCAUUCAACUUGUCGCUUUUAUUGAGUGCCAUUUUCGCAAUUAUGGCUGGGAUGAUGGGCAAUAUGGCCAGUUAUGCCCUUUUUGUCUUGUUGUCUGCAUUUGCCGCUGGUGGAAACUUGGUGUUGGAUACUUGUGUGUUUCUUGAGUUUUUACCUCACAAGGAUCAAUGGUUGUUGACUUUUUUCGCCUUGUUUUGGGGGAUUGGACAAACUAUUGCCACGGCUUUGGGGUACGCCUUUUUGCCAAAUAAUACUUGUGACUCGGCUGAUUAUUGUCCCUCGCAUAUAAAUAGGGGAUGGAGGUAUGUUUGGUACACCAAUGGAUCUAUUGUUUUGGCAAUGGCUGUUUUGCGUGUGACUGUUAUUAGAUUGAAGGAAACACCCAAAUUUCUUGUGGCUAAUAACCGUGACGCUGAAGCUGUUGCCGUGUUGCAACACAUUGCCACGAAAUACAACCGUCCUUGUUCAUUGACUUUGGAUCAAUUGUUGGAAUGUGGUGAAAUCAAGAGUAAUUCAGAUUACAGAAACCAUUUCAAUAUAAAGGGAACUUUGCAGCUCAUGUUUAAGCAUUUGAAGAUACUUUUUGCAACUGCAAAGGCAACAAGAUCAACUGUGUUGUUGUUUAUAUCGUGGGCAUUCCUUGGUAUUUCAUAUCCACUUUAUUCUUCCUUUUUACCUACAUAUUUGGCUACUAGAGGGGCCAACAUUUCCGCCCCAACUACAUCAGGUGUCUAUCGUGAUAACCUUAUUGCCAAUGCUUGUUCAAUUUUCGGCCCAAUGAUUGCUGGGUUAAUGUUGAAAUUCAUUCCUAAAUUAGGUAGAAGAGGAGUCAUGUUCAUCGGUGGUAUUGCCACGAUGGCCCUUUUGUUUGGGUACACUCAGGUUAGAACUAGGGCUCAAAAUGUCGGAUUCACAUCAAGUGUGUACGUUGCCUUGUAUAUUUAUUACGGAGUCAUUUUCGCAUACACCCCAGAAGUCAUGCCUAGUGCCGCAAGAGCAACCGGAAACUGUUUAUGUUUGUUUGCCACAAGAAUCUGUACUGCAAUGGUACCGAUUAUUGCUUAUUAUUCAGACACGUCAUCUGCCGUGCCAAUUUGGAUUUGUGGUGCUUUUGUCGGUGUCAUUGGUGUUAUUGCAUUGUUUUUGCCAUUUGAACCAAGUAAACAAAGAGUUGUCUAA